GUUGUAUUUCGUUCGAUGUCAUACUAACAAGUCGUAGCCACAGCAGAGCCGCUUUCUGACGCUUUUGCGGAGAAAUUUUCGAUCAGUUUAUAUUUUUCAUUUGCACCGAUCGCUAGCAUUUGCGCAUAAUUAAUGCACCGUGCGUGGUUUAGUUUUUGAAGAAAAACACAAAAAAUUACAAAAAAAGCUACCUACUAUUUCUGCAAACUUCCGAAAUAUCACAGAAUUCCUUCCUUUUCUUGUCAAAAAUAAAAACAAAAAAAAAUUAUAAUUCUUGUUUCUCCUGCGAGGUGAAAUUGUAUCAAUUUUUUGUCGUUCCUUUGGCCUGUGUCUUUAUUUUUAACAACAACAACAAAACUGACCAAAAGUGGAACACGAACAAGUGAAUCGGUUUGGCGCGGGUUCUGUUUAACUUUCGAUUUCAUUUCGAAAUUUUGUUGUUCGAAUUUUUCUUUUUCUUCGUUUGGUUGCAUUCGUUCGUUGUCUUUUUUCUCUUCAUCUUCUUCGACUUCUGUUAUUUUUCGUUUGUGUGUAAAACUCGUGCAGUUUUUUUCUUCUUUGUUUUGCAUCUAUCCCCCAAAAAUUUUAAUAAGUUUUGUGUAAUUUUCCCCCUUGAAUAGAAAAAAAAUUGAAAAUUUUGAUUUGUGUGUGUUAAAGCUGAAAAAGUGCAUUGUGUGGUGAAAAUUAUUGAGAAAAAAUAAAAGGAAAAAUUCAAAUUUGGUAAAUGAUUUUGUUAUUGUGUAUUUUGGCUGAGAUGUGACUUUUUCCUGUUUCCCAAAGAAAAACGGUUUCAACAUUGUAGUUUUGUAAAAAGGUCAAACAUUUAAAUCAGUAAAAAACCAAACGACACAAAAAAAUAGUGAAGCAAAACUAAUCAGAAAAAAAAAGUCGGUAUAAUUUGAACACAUUCGCCGCGUGGUUAUAAAAAAAAAGGAUCCGUUUUCUGAUCGCAAAAUGAAUAUCCUUGAUAAUGGAAAGUAUCGCCUUAAAAAGGACUGGAACAGUUGUUCAAUACCAUCGCUUGUAGAUAUUGACGAACAUGAUGACAUGAGUGCAACAAUACCAGCACCUCAAAAAGCGCCCAGACGCAGUUCCAUAGCUAUCGGAUUGCUUGGAAAAUCAGACAAAACUGCCAAACGCCGCAGCUCAAUAGCAGUUACGUUUUUAGGCAGGCGUGAUAGUCAUAAGAUAACAAAGGAUACAAACUCCUUCUAUGAGUCAGCUGUUCGUACAGAGAAAAGCGAUGGUUCACCAAAAAGUCCUGAUAUAAUAUUUUCUUCGGAUGAAAAUUUUCAUGCUUCUUCUCCGAAAGAUACUGGUCGGGCGGUUUUUUUCGAAGAUACUUCUGAUUCACAAAAUGUAUCGAAAAGUUUAAGCAUGUAUGAAUCGCCGGUCGAUAAAGAACGUAGUCGCGGUCGUCGCAGUUCGUUGCAGACAAAAUUAGAUCGUCGUCGCCGGAAGAAUUUCGAUCCGAAUCAAAUGAGUCCGGAAUCGUCGUCGGUAUAUCUUGAAGAUGACUCUGAAGAACAGUUGGCAUUUGAAAUGGAAGCUAGUCGGUAUAUGCAACGUCAGAAACGUCAUUCAUGGUGGAAUAUAUUUGCACCUGAUCAAAAGAAGCAAAGGUCACGUAGAGCUAGUCAAGAUGUCACUCUUAUGACACGCAGUGCUGACAGUCUAGCCGUAACAGCACGCAGGAGCAAAUCACGCAGUGUUGACCAUGGCCUAGCGGCACCAUUUGAUUUGGACUCAUUGCGUUCAAAAGUUGAAGGACGUUUUGAAAGUGUUGACCGCUUGACAAAUGAACGAAAAAAAUCAUCGCUACCAUCUAUACCGACAGUUACAUAUACGGUUGGCAAUCGUGACACAUUGACAUCGGUUGCUGCUCGUUUUGACACAACGCCUUCUGAAUUGACACAUUUAAAUCGUUUGAAUAGUUCAUUUGUAUAUCCAGGACAGCAAUUAUUGGUGCCAGAUAAAAAUGCUAAAGAUGACAUAUCGAUUGGUUCCGGAACAGGAGAUGAAAAAGAAUCAAGUGUAUCCGGAAAAUCCAGUCCAGUGGAAAGAAAAUUAUCAACAGAAGAGACCAAUGAAGAAAAGGAUAUUCUCGAUGGCCUUCGACCAGGAUCCCCAAAACCUGGACAUAUUGAACGCAUCUCACCGAAAAAUGGAUCCGAUUUAUCUGGUGAUGAUCCAGUUAUUACUCAACGUUUCCUAAAGAUCAAUGUGCGUCACAUUACCGAUGGUCAGGGUGUUGUCGGUGGUGUUCUCUUGGUCACACCAAAUGCUGUAAUGUUCGAUCCGAACGUUUCGGAUACUCUAGUUAUUGAACAUGGACCUGAAAGCUAUGGUGUUAUUGCUCCUAUGGAGUUGGUUAUCAAUGCUGCUAUAUUUCAUGAUAUCGCCCAUAUGCGAGUUGCUGGAGGUGAAGCAAAUACUACAGAAAAAGCCGAAAUUUACUAUCCGAAAUCGGUGUUGGAGCAGCAACAACCAACAUCGUCAAGUCAUUUAGAAGAGGAUGAUGUUUCUGAAUUAGGUGUAGGUUCGAUUGAGACAUGUGAUGAUCAAGAAUCAAUUUGUUCUGGAUCUGGUCGUGAUGGUGAUGCAUUCCCCAAGGCAUUCGAUAGGGAGCGUGUUACACCAGUUGAUAAGGAUGAUAAAGAUGCUGAAGCCAAAGAAACGUCAAAGACUGAAUCAAAGUCAGAAGCUGAAAGUGAUGAUACUGAGGAUAAGAAAAAUUUAUCUAUUACCGACAAGCGUACUACACUUGAAGAGAGACGAAAGAGUCUUUUGGAUCAUCACUGGGCCAUUCCCAGUAAAGACAGAUUUUCUAUAUCUAUAUCCCGAAGAUCAUCGGACGAAGAAGCCGAUAAUGAGUCAAAUACCACAGUUGAUAGUGCACGCGCUCAGGAUCCCCAUUCAGCGACUUCAUCGCUUUGCGGUGUUGUUGGUGGAACAGGCAUUAGUACCUUAGCCGGUGGCAUUGCUGCCAUCGAAUUGGAACACUUGGAGGAGCUAUCAAAACAGACACGCUAUGAUUCUGGCAUUGAUAUUCGUGAUCCUAUUCCAAAUGUACAACCCAUACCAAAGAAAUCCGUCUACAGUGACGCUGAUAUUGUAUUAAGCUCUGACUGGGUACCACCGAAAACUAUUUCACCGACUAAUGUAACUGAAACUACAACAAAUGCAUCCAGUUUGGAUAUGCCAUCAUUUGGUGGUCGCAAGAAGACCUCCAGUGUAAGUUUUAGCGUUGAUGAAAAUGAACCACAACAGAUGCAUCAAGGACAACAACAAGCAAUUGAUAAAUCUAAUGAGAAAAAGAAUAAGAUGCUUAAAAGACUAUCAUAUCCCCUCACCUGGGUAGAAGGUCUUACUGGUGAAACUGGUGGCGUAAGCGGCAUGGGUGGCAUUGGCAAGUCUACUGAUGCUGAAUCAGCUCCAAACACUGGUGAUUCAAAUCAAAGUGUCUUUUCAAAAGUAUUCUCAAGCUCACCCAUUACUUUGGUAUCUGAGUUGGGUGGCAAUUUAUUUUCAAAAACGCCAUCUGAAGAAUCUGGUGGCUCGCCAGUGCCUCCAUUGACUCCACAUUCGACACAUUCUGAGGGUCAUGUUACCCCUGGACGUUCAUCGAUUGGUACAUUUAUGCGACCCCAUUCCUCUGAAGGUACACAAUCGACAACGAAGCUGAACAAGGAGAAACCACAAGUACCCAAAUUGGACUAUCGCUCUAUGGUGUCUAUUGAUGAUAAACCUGAAUUAUUCGUCAGUGUUGAUAAAUUGAUUCCACGACCAGCAAGAGCCUGUCCUGAUCCACCGUUGUAUUUGCGACUACGUAUGGGAAAACCAAUUGGAAAAGCAAUUCCACUACCAACAUCAGUGAUGUCGUAUGGAAAAAAUAAAUUGCGACCAGAAUAUUGGUUCAGUGUACCAAAGAAUCGCGUCGAUGAAUUAUACCGUUUUGUUAACACAUGGGUCCCCCACUUAUAUGGUGAACUUGACGAAGAACAAAUUAAAGCACGCGGUUUCGAGUUAAUACAACAUGAUACCGAAUGGACAAAGAGCGGUCAUAUCAAAAAUGGCCGUACUGGCAGCGAAGAAGGCGAAGAAAUUGGUGACCUUACACGUGAAUCAUGGGAGCUUAUAAAGGCGCCGUACGUUAAAAUCUACAACAUAAUUAAAACUGCCGGAUCUCAUGAUUUGGAUUUAUUGGGUGGCGAGGUCCUGUCUAUGAGUACAGAUGAAUACAGAAAAGCAUCGCUCUUUACAACUGGAUCAUUCGAUUUGGACUUCCCAAUUCCUGACCUGAUUGGAACAACAGAAAUAUUAACCGAAGAACAUCGGGAAAAAUUAUGUACACAUCUACCUGCAAGAGCCGAAGGUUAUUCUUGGUCGUUAGUAUUUAGCACAUCGCAGCAUGGUUUCUCGUUAAAUUCUCUCUACAGAAAAAUGCAGAGGCUAGAAAGUCCUGUGUUAAUUGUUAUCCAAGACACAGAUCAUAAUGUUUUUGGAGCUCUGACAUCUUGUUCACUUCAUGUAUCUGAUCAUUUCUAUGGAACCGGAGAGUCAUUAUUGUACAAAUUUAAUCCCAGUUACAAAGUAUUCCAUUGGACUGGAGAAAAUUUGUACUUCAUUAAAGGCAAUGUUGAUUGUUUGUCAAUCGGUGCUGGAGAUGGACGAUUUGGAUUAUGGUUGGACGGUGACUUGAAUCAAGGCCGAUCACAAUCAUGCAGCACAUAUGGCAACGAGCCUCUAUCACCACAAGAGGAUUUCGUUGUCAAAACGCUCGAAUGCUGGGCAUUUGUUUAAAAUGAAUUUCUGAUAAUUUGAAACUACCUACUAAUAUUAUUACUUUCUUUAUUAUUUUUUUUAGUUAUAUAUUAUUUUUUAAACAUAAUCUUAUUAUUUAAUUUAAUUUUAAAAGAUAAAAGAAAAAAUGAAAAACAUUUAUGCUGCAAUUAACGAAUGAGAAUAGAAUAUAAUAAAAGAGAAAAAGAAGAAAUGAUGAUAAGAAAAAAUAUAAUUAUAAAUUCAUUUAAUAUUUUAUUAGGGAAUUCUUUAUGAUUUUUUUUUUUUAAUUAUUAAUAAUAUUAUUUAAUUAUUGUUAUACGAUGUUAAAAUUUUAUAUUUUGUGUAUUUUUUUUUUUCUUUCUGUUUGUUUGUUUUGUAUAAUUAGUUUAAUUUAAAAUAUAAAAAUAAAAGAAAAACAAUGAAAUCUAUGAUUUUUUCGAGUGAUUUUUUCUUAAUUUCUUUUUCUAGGAUGAAUAAAAGAAUUGAAUUGUUAUUGCAUUAUACGUGAGUUGGCGUAUGAUGGUUUUAUGUAAAAUGUUAUUUAUAAGCAUCCUAUAUUAUAAAGACAAAGAAAACAAAACAAAAUAAUAAUAAUCAAAUAGAUGCAACUUUUAUGUGUAAAAGCUUUUGAAUAGUGCGUUCGUCUUUGGUAUUAAUUUAAGCAAAAACAAAACAAAAAAAAAAACAUUAAUGAAAUACAACACGAUUAAAAAAAUAAAAUAAAAAUAAAAACGAAAGAUUUAAUUGUUGUUUGAAAAAGUUAUUUUAUUUUUUUUAUUGUGGUAAUCGAAGUUGCUUAUUUUUUUGAAUAUAAAAUAUUAAUAUAUUUAUGUGUGUUGGAAAUGAUCCUACUACAUACAAAAAACAAACAACAACAAAAAAUCAUUAUAUUUGUAUAAAUUAGAAAUGAAAGAAAAACUAAAACACAAUAAAUUUUAAAAGUUGUUAUACCAUUGCAAACAUAACGUUCGCUUAGACUAAUUAUAUAUACCUAUUUAAAACAAAAAAAUAAAUAGUAGUGCAUUGUAUAUCAAAAUGUACAUUUUGUAUAAACACAGAAACAACCACAAAAGCAUUCUAAAUUAGAAAAUAUGCAAGAAGAAAAAAAAAAUUAAACAUAAAAGACGAGAAACCAUUUAGCUAAAAACAAAAUCAAAAUGAAAUUUAUAUAUUUAAUAAAAACAAAAACAAACAAAAGAAAUAGAUGAUCAGUUUUAAUGUUUAGCUGUGAAUCAAAGAGAAAAUAUAAUAACUUCAUAAACAUUGAGAUGCGAUAAUUAAUAUACAUUGAGAAGCAAAUAAAUAAAAAAAUAAAA
This is a messenger RNA of Episyrphus balteatus (marmalade hoverfly), 6101 nucleotides long. RefSeq names its product TLD domain-containing protein 2 (gene mtd). The coding region runs from base 955 to 4803 and encodes 1282 amino acids. Gene Ontology annotation, biological process: response to oxidative stress. The record is from RefSeq and is a predicted model, not a curated record. Gene Ontology annotation, cellular component: nucleus. Lineage: Eukaryota; Metazoa; Arthropoda; Insecta; Diptera; Syrphidae. The transcript has 20 exons.